This is a messenger RNA of Anguilla rostrata (American eel), 3615 nucleotides long. RefSeq names its product lysyl oxidase homolog 1-like. Bases 784 to 1212 code for a protein of 142 amino acids. Gene Ontology annotation, molecular function: protein-lysine 6-oxidase activity; copper ion binding. The transcript has 4 exons. Lineage: Eukaryota; Metazoa; Chordata; Actinopteri; Anguilliformes; Anguillidae. Gene Ontology annotation, biological process: collagen fibril organization; peptidyl-lysine oxidation. The record is from RefSeq and is a predicted model, not a curated record.
UUGAAUGCACUUCACUCUCAUUUUUAUAAAACAUGGUUUUGUAAAUUGGCCAAUAAUAAAAAAAAUCACCUGAAAUAUCUGCAAACAGCAAACAGUACAUAAAGUUUGUCAUGCACAAUGAAGUAUUAUGCGCUUGGAUGCAAUGACAAUUGCUUUCCCCCUGACAUUCUCAGGCACUUGGUCUCAAUCUCUCAGUUGCUGUUGUAAAUGAUCACUGAGGGUAUUCAUUUAUAAACCUGAGAUUGUGCGCUCUCAUAGUAUUCUGGAGAAAUAGUGAAAAGCAACAAAGCAUUUCAAAAUAGCAAAAAUUGUAUUCACAGAUACGCACGCACACGCACAGACACAAACACUGGUCUCGCAGUAGUGAUUAAGCCCAUGCAAAUUUCACGAGACAUUAAUUAUGCCCUCUUACCUCAUUAGAGUGCUAAUGUCUUGAUUCAUCAUUACAUUAUUGUUGCUAUUAAUUAAAAUGUACUCUCCACUGGAACUUAACAUGUUCCAUUAAACUGCACUGAUGCUGGAAAUAAGUUAUGAGAAGUAGAGCUUUUGAGACAUACGGGUGCUGAAAGUAUAUAUUUAAGCAGUAGUCUUUACUCGGUUUCAUUUUACAGCGGUAUAGUUAGCUUGAAAAUCUUUGUUUUUCAGCAAAACACUACAAUUUAGUGGGAGAUAUAGUGCCAUGAAAAAGAAGAACAUCACACAGACAGUCAGACAUGGUGGUGGUUGUGUGAUGGUGUGGGGGUGCUUUGAUGUCUGAGGACAUUAAGGAAAUUCUUAAGGGGAAUGUCCGGUCAUCUGCCUUUCUUUGCCUUUAACCCUCUCUCCCUCUCCUCCAGACACUACCACAGCAUGGAUGAAUUUAGCAGUUAUGACCUCUUGGAAAUCAGUACAGGGCGGAAGGUGGCGGAGGGACACAAGGCCAGCUUCUGCCUGGAGGAUACCACCUGUGACUUUGGGCACCUCAAGCGCUAUGCCUGCACAUCGCACACUCAGGGCCUGAGUCCAGGUUGCUAUGAUACAUACAAUGCUGAUAUUGAUUGCCAGUGGAUUGACAUCACAGAUGUUCAGCCAGGAAACUACAUACUUAAGCUCAAAGUGAACCCCAAGUACACUGUGCUGGAGUCAGACUUCACCAACAAUGUGGUCAGGUGUAAUGUACAUUACACAGGUCGCUUUGCCACGACCACAAACUGCAAGAUCACCCAGUCCUGAUGAGACUCCUGGAGCUGGUGCCUAUCAAUGGGUGUCCAGGGGAAUGUAAAUGGAAUUCUUCUUUUCUUUUCUUUUGUUACCAAUUCAUGACCCCACUGAGAGCCAGCAUUCCACCAGCACUGGUGACAAUAUGGAAUAAUUACACAAGCACAAGCCGAGACUUAUUGCAGAUCAUCAGAGAUUCAAGAGUCUGUGACACCCCGCCCCCUCCCUCCCCCCACCAUUUUUUUUUUCCUCUGUUCCUUAGAGUGGAUGAGGGGGAAGUCCCCAGCAAAUAUCCUGGAGAUUUUGAAAGAGGAGCAUAACUGGGCUCGGUGACCUUCUGCUCUGGCGUUGCCCUGUUCGGCAUUAAAUAAGGUGUGACAGGGAGCGGUGCUGCAAUUUCAGGUCCCGCAUGAGUAAAGGUUCACCUACAGUCCAGCACAUAAACUCUGGAAGUAUUCCACUGGUAUUCAUCGACAUUCUUGGAAUGCAGGACACUGAUGACCAAUGACUGCAAUGGACCAUCAUAGAUACUUUUUUUUUGCUGUUGUUUUCGUGCAGUUGUCUAAUUUGCCUCUUUAUGCCUGCUUAAAAGGAGGACCUCUAGGCAAUUACUAACAUUAUGUAAAAAUGUAAAAAGGCUACCAAGUCCUUUAGCCUUGUACUACUGUAAGAGGAAUCCCUGCAUCUUUCUCUCAUUUGACCUAUAACCAAAUUACUGAGCAGUCAAGGUUAUAUGAGUGCCUACACAAUUUACCAUACCAUACAGUUUGACAUAAACACAAUUACAAUGCAUUUAAGCUGAAUUGUAUUCUAAGUUUUUAAGAUAUCAACACUGGACAGAUGUCAGGUUGGUGAUCUUAAUAAUGCAAUAAUGUACAUAAUUUCCCCAAUGAUGCAUAAGUUUAUUUAAAAAAUGCAUUUGUUUUGUCUUUGUUAGGUUUCUUCUUUUCGUAAUGAAAAAAGGUCUAUUGUACUGUCUGAAUUGUUGCUGUAUUUGUAAAAUACCAUAUGUCUUCUAUCACAGAUCCAAUGAAUAAUAUGUUACACAAUUAUGUGUGCAGCAGAUGGUUAUUGUGAAACUACUGCCACAAAUCAUGAAAAUGUCAGUUAGUCUCAUGUAAGCAUGGCUCGUAAAUUUACAAAACUCCAGAAUACUGUAUCUACCUACCUCUAAAAAAUUAGCUAUUGUUCCAGUUUAAAGUAAACCCUAGGAAAGCUUUUGGUUGGGUGCACAACACAUUUAUAGGGUUACGUUUACACCACCUAGUAAAAGUGACCCAAUUAUGAUGUUUUGCUCACGUGGCACAGAUCGGAUAUGUACUAUGAAUCAGUAAACAGGAAAAAAGCACAUGGAAGCGGAUAUUUUCAGAUCCAUUUUGGGCCACAUUCAUGUGGAAAUAAAUCAGAUCGGAUCUGCCAACGCGAUGGUCAUCUAAACGCGUAGAUCGGAAUUUCCCGCUUCAUUUCGAUUCGCACUUCAUUCAAAAUGCGAUAUUCAUACUUUUUUCGCAUUUGAAUGACGCGUAUCAUAUGCACAACUGCUCUCCGCAGGUAAUGCUAAAUGUCAAAAGAAGCAGGACGAAGGCUCAGUCCACUAGCGAAAAUCAAGGUUACGUCCUUUUAAGUGUGAGGGGCAAAGAGUCGGUAUAGACCAAAAUACAGGGGAUAAUGUUCGUUGCGGACGUAAGAGGCUUUGAAAAGCAACAAGAUUGGAUUAUAAUUUUUUUCUCAUUUUGUGUCCACGGUAGAUGGCAAUAUGGUCGUGGUGGCGUGGUUGUUUACUUUUGAAUCGGUAACCAAACCUUUGUGAGCGCAUGGGGGUUGUUUCUAGUGUAAACCAUGUGAGCAUAGAUGGUCCCUUUAAAAAGUAGUUGUCAACAGGCAGAACUGGGCAUCAAGACAUGCGGUGUAAACGUAGCUAAAGUGAGCCUCGUAUGGGUUAGUGUUUGGUGCAUCCAACUACACACUUUGUUUUGGAUUCAUAUCCAGACACUGUUUCUGCUGAACUUGCUGAACUGCUCAAAUGAGAUUUGAGGUCUGUUGAACGCAAAAGGUAAAUGACUUCUAUGGUGAAUUAAUGCAGACAAGACCUUGUGUAUUGUAUCCAGUUUAUAUACCAUAUUACACACUAACUAAUUUAGUAUUUUACAUUGACUGUGCCAUCCUUAAACAUGGUUUCUUUACUGUCGGGUGAUUCUCCAGGUUGCAGACCUACCACAACAAAAGGACAGUAAGAUUGGAGGAUGCUGUUGCAGCACCAGUGUUUGUCUACUCUCAUUGAUAAUAUCAGGUGUGAUCAACCAAACACAGCUGUUAAAAUGUAUAAUUUGUGUGUAUGUCUUUUAAAUACCUUUAUGUCUUGAAUACGUGUCGAAAGUGGCAUAUUUUCAAAUAAAAAUAACAUAAUUACAUUUAAAA